CCAUUCUGUCUGUCAUUCCCAGCAUGGCCGUGUGGGUGGAAGACGCGACGUCCUCGGCCAACAUCACCCUGCGCGUGCGGCCACAGCUCACCAUCGGCACCCUCAAGGAGCAGGUGUUCCAGGAGCUGGGUUUCCACCCCCGUGUGCAGCGCUGGAUCAUCGGGCAGUGCCUGUGCAGUGACGGUCGCUCCGUGGGCUCGUACGGGGUGCGGCGGGACGGGGACCCCGCGUUCCUGUACCUGCUGUCUGCGGGGGUGGCCGGGCUCACACGCCACGACCAGGCCCAGGCGCUGCUGCGGGCACUGCCAGGCCACGGGGACGGGCACGGGGCAAACAGCCCGGCCAGAGGGGCAAACAGCCCGGCCAGCGGGGCACACGCGGGGACUGCAGCGCCUCAGAGGG
Molecule: messenger RNA, 402 nt
Organism: Neopelma chrysocephalum (saffron-crested tyrant-manakin)
Lineage: Eukaryota; Metazoa; Chordata; Aves; Passeriformes; Pipridae
Product: ranBP-type and C3HC4-type zinc finger-containing protein 1-like
Exons: 2
Biological process (GO): protein linear polyubiquitination; proteasome-mediated ubiquitin-dependent protein catabolic process; positive regulation of canonical NF-kappaB signal transduction
Cellular component (GO): LUBAC complex
Molecular function (GO): ubiquitin-protein transferase activity; ubiquitin binding
Source: RefSeq, a predicted model, not a curated record